Messenger RNA from Suillus subalutaceus, 630 nucleotides. RefSeq lists its product as uncharacterized. The record is from RefSeq and is a predicted model, not a curated record. The transcript has a single exon. The coding region runs from base 101 to 514 and encodes 137 amino acids. NCBI's taxonomy places the organism in Eukaryota, Fungi, Basidiomycota, Agaricomycetes, Boletales, Suillaceae.
AUGUGCUCGUGUCCAUUCUUAGUCCAUCCCAUCGAUAAGCUUGCAUUGCACAUUCUGAAUCCGUCCUGAGUCGAACUCAAGCCUAAUCUCCCAAAACACCAUGGCCUCACCAACAGAUGCCAAUCCAACCUACGUUUACAAGCUCAUUUCAUCAGCAGCAGCCCCACCUGAUCCGCUGCCCGAUCGGCUCCCCGUGAGCGACCUCGACCAGACAUCCGGCUUCAUCCACCUCUCCACCGCACGCCAAAUCCCCAAUACACUCAAACUGUUCUACAAAGAUCACGUCAAAGUCUACGUACUCCGCAUCCCUUACGACCCUGUCGAGAAGAACAUCAAGUGGGAGGACCCAAAGGCAGAGGUGGGCGGUCCGCGCGGAGGGGAGGGCAUGUUUCCACACCUUUACAAUGAGUUUAAGCUGGGCAGGGACGAGGUGGAGAGCGUGCAGUCUUGGGAGAAAGGGCCUGAUGAAUGGGACUCGGCUCUGCAGGCAGCAGAGGCAUGGCUCGUUUACUGAUGAUUAUAUGUGAGUUCCUCUGCGCGACGUUGUACUGUAGCGAUGGGCUGAAACUUGAAGAGGGGAUGGUGAUUGCAAGAUGAGAAUGCAUAUCGCGAUCUGCUCCUGCUCCAAGA